AGCUCCCCGCGGGUCUCGGUGCAGCAGGAUCCCCCCGAUGGCCGGCCGCCUGGCGUGCUGGCUGCUGCUUUGGGCGCUGGGGCAGGGGGGCUGCCACACACUCCCCGCGGAGGAGGAAGGUGCCAGCCGCAAGCCCAGGCCCACGGCGGCUGCCCUGGCCAUCGCCUCCCCCAGCAGGGACCCCCCGGGGAGCUCGUCGCCUUCCCCGGCGCUGGGCAGCCUAGCUCAGGACGCGGUAGCUGUCCACAUGCUUAAACUCUACGAGAAGUACAGCCGGGAAGGCAGCCGGCCUGGGGACGGCAACACGGUGCGCAGCUUCAAAGCCAGGCUGGAGCUAUUGGACCAGAAGCCCCAGUACUGCUUCAAUCUGACGUCCAUGCAGGACUCAGAGUUAAUCCUCACCGCCACAUUCCACUUUUACUCAGACAAGCGCCCCCGGCACCGGGAAGUGUUCUGCAAACGCUCCAAGAACUCAUCCUGUCGCCUCCUCCAUUUGCCCCAGAUCCCACGGCUCAGCCUCUUUUUCCGAAGCAUUCUCCAGAACUCCGCCUAUGGGCUGGUGAAAAGCAAUGUCACAGUGUUCCUCCACAGGCGGGGGGCUUGGCAGAUGAAGGACAUCUCCCACAUCAUAAAGGAAUCUAAACGGGAUGGUGAGCUCAUCCUCUGUGUGGAGCUUGACUCUGGAGAGAAAUACCAGGGCUUUGCCGAACAGCAAACCAAUCACUUACCGUACAUACUGGUUUAUGCUAAUGACUUGGCCAUAUCGGAACCCAACAGUGUGGCCAUGACUCUACAGCGAUAUGACCCAUUCCCUUCCAGUGAUGGGGAUCCCAGCCUAUCCCCCAAUGCUUCCACAGACACCCGGGUCAGGAGGGACAUAUUUCUUUCCAGCUCCAUCCAGAACAACGAGCUACCGGAGGUGGAAUAUAACAACAACAAAUACAACAAACAUGACAUAUGGGAAAGUGCCUACAAGUCCCUAAAACCCAAAACCUCACGCAAGGACCGGAGGAGGAAAGGGCAAGAAAACACAGAGGUGCUCUCAAAAUCUCAGAUGCUAAAUUUUGAUGAGAAAACCAUGAAGAAAGCCAGACGAAAACAAUGGAACGAGCCCAGGAUUUGCUCUAGAAGAUACAUGAAAGUGGACUUUGCCGACAUUGGCUGGAAUGAAUGGAUCAUAUCUCCCAAGUCAUUCGAUGCAUAUUACUGUGCUGGGGCUUGCGAGUUUCCAAUGCCCAAGAUUGUCCGGCCAUCGAAUCAUGCCACAAUCCAGAGCAUUGUAAAAGCUGUGGGAAUCAUUCCAGGCAUUCCCGAACCCUGCUGCGUUCCUGACAAGAUGAACUCCCUCAGCGUCCUGUUCUUAGACGAGAACAAAAAUGUGGUUUUAAAAGUGUACCCCAAUAUGUCUGUGGAGACCUGUGCCUGCCGAUAAGUCUAUGCCAAUGCUCCUUUAAGGAGACCAGUGCCCCCUGCCCGGCUACACUGGGAAAGUUGUGAAUGGGAAAUCAAUUGGCCUGUGUUUAUGAAUGAAUGCAGGUGUACAACUCCAUCCGCAGAAAGAAUGAGGAGACUCUAAAGUAAUACACAAGCUCCCCUCAAAAGAUCUCCCUUAAUGUCACCAUGUGUCUUGCAAAUUAACAGGGAUUCAGCAGCCAGAAAUUCCCCACUUUAA
Chelonoidis abingdonii (Abingdon island giant tortoise) is the source of this 1672-nucleotide messenger RNA. RefSeq names its product growth differentiation factor 10 (gene GDF10). Gene Ontology annotation, biological process: positive regulation of osteoblast differentiation; osteoblast differentiation. Gene Ontology annotation, cellular component: extracellular region. Gene Ontology annotation, molecular function: growth factor activity; cytokine activity. The record is from RefSeq and is a predicted model, not a curated record. Lineage: Eukaryota; Metazoa; Chordata; Testudines; Testudinidae.